Molecule: messenger RNA, 901 nt
Organism: Hordeum vulgare subsp. vulgare (domesticated barley)
Lineage: Eukaryota; Viridiplantae; Streptophyta; Magnoliopsida; Poales; Poaceae
Product: pectinesterase inhibitor 7-like
Exons: 1
Coding region: 43-675 (210 amino acids)
Biological process (GO): negative regulation of catalytic activity
Molecular function (GO): enzyme inhibitor activity
Source: RefSeq, a predicted model, not a curated record
CACACCGCAGCACACACGUCGACACGUUGCCGCACUCCAUCCAUGGCGCGUACCGUUGGCUGCCUCUUGCUGCUCGUCUCGUGCUGGUGCGGCCUCGCCGCCGCCGCUCGGCCGUCGGCGGCCGCGGGUGGCGGCAACGCGGGCUUCGUGAGGGCGUGGUGCGCGGGGACGGAGUACCCGGCGUUGUGCGACGCGACGCUCUCGCCGUACGCGGCCGCGGUGGGGGGCAGCCCGGCGCGGCUGGCGUGCGCCGCGCUGAACGUGACGCUCGCGGGCGCGCGGAACGCGACGGCGGCCAUGAGGGGCAUGGCGGCGGCGGCGGCCGGGCGCCUGCCGCCCGUGGCGGCGGAGGCGGCGGGGGACUGCGUGAGCAUGCUCGGGGACGCCGUCGGCAUGCUGAGGCAGUCGGUGGAGGCCAUGGCGCAGGUCGGGGCGGAGGCGGAGCAGGGCCACGCGCAGGAGAGGACGGUGAGGUUCCAGCUGGACACCGUGCGGACGUGGGCCAGCGCGGCGCUCACCGACGGCGACAUGUGCAUGGAAGGGUUCAGGGGCGAGGCCGCCGGCGGCGGCGGCGUCAGGGAGGCCGUGCGCGGCCACGUCGCCGGCCUCCUGCACCUCACGGCCAACGCGCUCUGCAUCGUCGGCGCCAUGGCCAACCAAACGGCGCCGCCAUAGCCACCGGGAAAUAUACAUGCCAUGUGUGUGUUUCUUCUCCUUUUUUCUGGCAGUUGCCGUGUGUUAGUAGCUCGAAGUGUAACAUGUUCUCCCUUGUACGUACACAGUACGUGUAGAUCAUCUGCGUGCUCGUCCUGCGUUUUACUUGAACAAAAAUGAAAGAUCUAGCUUUAUUGGCCCAGCAAAGAGAGUAUAAAUAAAGAUUAUAAUGUGGAAUGUAUAAAAA